Molecule: messenger RNA, 12774 nt
Organism: Porites lobata
Lineage: Eukaryota; Metazoa; Cnidaria; Anthozoa; Scleractinia; Poritidae
Source: the annotation of a GenBank genome assembly
GCCUUCAGAUUGGACUCAGAUAUAUUGAAAACAAAUUCUUCUUAUUUGUACCAUCUGGGAAAAUUUCUGCAGCCUGCAAUUGGGUACUAUUCUCGCUGGCUACUGUGUUGGCGGGCUACAUUGCACGGCUGGGAUGUCGGUACACAGUUUCACAGACGCUGCGAUGGAAAAAGAGACACAGUUACCAUAAUAAAAAAGGGUAAAUACGUUUUUGGAGGUUACACGGACAUUCCUUGGGGUAAGAAAAUUGCUUGCUCAGUUUAAAAGCAAAUAGCAAUAAAACGUAAAGUUGAGCCAGACCAGUCUUCUUAACUAUUUUUACUGCCGUAAGAACUAGGGAGGCUGGUUGUUACGUAUUAACGAUUCUGUAAAAUUGCGGAUAUGUUGAAUAUCUAUCCUCCCGGUUCCUGGCGAGAAAAUACAUGGACCAUAGUAUUGACUCAAAGGUUACCUAAGUUUUCUAUACAGGCCACCAAACUGUGACCCCCACGGGCAUUUUCCUCUAAUUUUUGGCAACAUAGCUAUUCUUACUAACUCGAGUACGCUGAUUUCGAAAAUUACUGUUGUUGCCAAUCUCAAGCUUGUGUUAAGGUGGAGUUUUGGGGCAUUUCAUUAUGACGUCACUGUCCAAAUAAGAAGAUUUCUUUCCUUCCAUAAUUAUAAAAUUAAAUAGAUCCAGAAAUGGUUUUAAUUUUAAAGACCAUUUAGGGAAUUUAUGAAACGCUGUUUCGAAUUUCGAGGCGUCACAUGACAAUUGACUACACCCUUUGAUAUAAAAUUUACACAAUUAUGGCUAAAGAUGUGAUAUUUAUCGUAAUAAUUUUACUGAGAUAAUUAAAAAGUAUAUUGAAAUAAGCCAUUCUUUGAUUGCACGUGCUCUUGGCACUUUUCUAAAUACGUUACCAGACCAAGGCAACUUUGAAACUCAAGUAAGUUCAAAUAGUUUAAGAUAGCCGGACUGCUUAAUAAAAUGUAGGUGCAUGGAGACAUCUAAAAAGAAAAGGAGCUGCGGAGGGGCUUUCCACAAGGACCGACGAGAGAUGUGCAAAGCUGCUAGAAGCGCAAAGGCACGGAAAAGUGCUUGUGAUGAACAAAAUAAAGAGACAAUAAAAAGAGAAAGAGUAAGAGAUGUAACCACUCCUAGGGCUUUCCACAAGUUGCUCGGCAACUUUUUGGCAACUUCUCGUACUUCGAGCAACUUCUCGCGUUAUCUUCUAAAUCUGAGAUAUCGGAGCAGCUUUUAGUGCUUCUAAUUGGCCUUUCUUCCAUAUUUCACAAUGUUUAAAUAAACAAUUUCUGAAUUUCCUAUGAAGAAAAAGAAGCGAAAUCCUCCCUCCUGGGGCAGAUCAUGGGCGCAAGAUAAAAGUAGCCGGGCUGCUAGGUCAGCUGUUUUUAGAGAAAUUCAAAAUGGUGGACGAAGAUUCACACUCGACUGACUUGUGUCUCGGGUGAGGAAGGUCAUUCAACAUUUUUAUUUGCUCAUUAGACUUUCUGGUUUUUAUUUAGGACAAAGUUAUUUAGCAACGCUGGUUACACCUCAAAAUUGCACAAAAUGCUUAGAAAUCUUACUUUUGUUGUACAAGUUGCAUAUUUUAGCAUCAGACCAAAAAAAAGUUUUUUGUUUUUUUUUUCGAGCAACUUUUGAGGAACUUUUGUUUGUUUUUUGAGCAACUUCUUUGAGAAAUACGGGAAACUUUUUGAAAAAUCUCGAGUAGCUUGUGGAAAGCCUAACCACUCAUGACUCACUUCGUCUCACAAUGGCACAGAAAUUUGUUAUCGUGACUUCAUACACAAAGUGAAAAUUGAGCUUCUGAAGGAAAAGCUAUAUGUUAAAUAGGCAACUUACGAUCCGACGACGGCGACGGCAACGGGAACGCCACAAAAGCAAUAGGUUUAAUUAGCAAAACAACAAUUCUGCACUUGAAUCGCGCUUUUUUGUACAUUUCUUUGCCGUCACUGCACGACUACGACGUGAAAAUGUUUAAUUUCACGAUGUACAGAGGAAGUACACAAUCGACGUCGAACUUUCCUCUCUCUUUCUGAACUUGGAUAUGGUUCUUAGGAAUUCAACUUUAGGAGGGUUCGCCUACAUUUGACAAAGUGAGUGACUUGGAGUAAUCUCGAUGAAGAUUGAAAGAACGCGAAUUCACUUUUUUCAGCGACGUUUUACCUGCCGUCGCCGUCCUAGGGUCUUAAGGUCCCUAAUAAUCCCCCCUAAAAGUAUUUCUUUUGACGACGAGGCGGCCUCCACUACAUUAAAAGGGCAAGUAGCACGAAGUAGUAGGAGAAGUGUCGCACCUGUACAAUGGAGUCUUUCUGUACUUUGCCAAAAAUCCGAAAACACCGAGAGGCGUUCAAAUCAUUUACAUCAUUCAAUGUAAGCAAUUCAGUUCCAGCAAUUGAAUCAUCUUAUCUGGAUUUAACCUGAAUUUCAGACGAUUACUUCGAGUUGUUUUUAUUUCCUCAGUAGGGUCUGAAUCGACUGGCCGCUAAUACCGUCCAGUGACCUCACUACUCAUUUUCCUGAGUCAUGCAAAAAGUAAAACACGAUUUUCAACCGGCAAACAAAGAAAUAUCGUCUGGAAAUUUCUACAUGAUACAGAAGUGCUUUACUCUUUUUGAAUGUAAUUCAUAUUGAACGUUUAAACUGUCAACUGCAUGCAGUACUCUGAACGAAGUCUGUUGUACGUUUAAUUCAAUACUCAAACUCGAUCGCAAUCACGCAGAUAAAACAAGCUCAAUAAAAUACACAAACGGAACACUUCAAAAACACAACGAUUUGCUUUUAAAAAAAGAAGCUAUUUGCUGCUUAACGAAGAAGAAAAAAAAACAAGAAAAAAAAGUUAAACAGAAUCAUUACACUUGACGGUGAAAAUUACAAGACUUAAAUCCCAGAAAUUUUCGCUUUCGAAUUUUUUUAACUCCACGCAAACAUGCCAGGCAUCCGACCCUGCAAUCCCGCUAAAAUUUCUCAUAACUAUACAUAAUUCUGCGAAUGUUUGGACAAGAAUCAACCAAUCAAACACUACCCGGUUUUCGGGGAGUGACGUCACACUGGACGGGAUUAGCGGCCGGUCGAUUCAGACGUUGCCAAAAGAGUAAAAAGGGACUCGAAGUAAUCGUCUGAAACUCAGGCUAACCUGGAUAAUGCAAUAAAAUUCCGCCUAGCUGAGGUCAGCGAUCUCAUUGCUGCAAAAGGGCCGGGAAGGUACAAAAAGUGUCUGAGCGCUUAGUACCAGACCAGCAAAAAGAAAGAGGAAUCUCAACAGGCAGUUAUCGUUAUGAUUUUAUCUGCUUUGAGCUCGGCCACUAUACUCUAGUUAUCUGACGUAUGGCCGGGAUAUAAUAAGCUAGCCCCAAAAAACAAUACACAAAUACCGCAGUCAUUUAUCAACAGGAAAGCAUCAUGAGAAAAGUUGGAGACUUGUUCGAAUUCUUAAGCACUGAUACGGGGGAUUAAAUCAUACAAGUUAUUAUGUACUCUCCUAGUUACUCAACGCUGUUAGUAGAUCUACUGCACAAGGAGGGCCAUAUACAGAUACAACAGCCAAAUCCUUAAGUUGGACCCCUCACUGGGGCAAGAUACAGUCUGUUCUUGAAAGAGAUAAAUGGCACUGUUGUCCUAACUGGUUCUAAACCCGGACAACUUCCUGAUACAGUGCACUGCUAAUAACAUUGACAUCCACCAUUCGUUACUAGGUGGAAAGGACACUUUUCACGCAACACAGGUACCUGGUUGACAAAGAGGCCCAAAUAAAACAAAGCAUUUAGCAAGCUUGAGGCCCAAAGUGAAUUGUGAAAUAACUAGGAUUCAACAUUGCACAAGAAAAACCAAAAGUUGUAUAUGUAUUCCUAAGUACAUUACAAAAAAAUAAUUGCUGUCUUUACACUAGGCUGUUAAGUAAGACUUAAGAGCUGCUGAGUUUUACUUAACCAAAAAUUCGUGUGUGAAGGCCUAAGUAAAAUCUCAAGUAACUUUACUUUGCAUUUCAUUAAAGUUGGAAAGUUGAAACGAUUCAAGAAAGUUUUAAGCGACUUGAAAAGCAUCCUUAAAACCGACUUACUUGCGGUUUCUUGGGAUGCUUACCAUUUGACAGAAAAAUCUGGCUGGGGUGUCGAAAGCAUAAUGGUAAGCGAUUUACCAGUUUACCGUAGAGUUGCCACAUCCGUUACGGUUUGAAUCCAAAAAGGGGGCGAAUGCGUCUGGAACCGAGAAAUUGGUAGUUGGUAAGCAACAUUGCGUUUGGUUUGUACCAACUGGAAUGAACGGACUACCUCAAAACGUACUCCUCAAUUUUUGGUUGGAAUUUCCGAAAAGUGACCUUACCAUUUACCAUCCAUCCGGAAUUUCCGAAAUUUUCUGUCAAGUGGUAAGCACCCUUGAGGUUUGAGAAAGGCGAAACGCGUCAAUCAAUCGUAGUUAUGUUGCGUGGGAAAAUAGCCUUAAGUUAACCUGAAGUAAAAAAGAAUCGGUUGUGUGUGAAGCUUUAUUUUACUUGAAGUAAUUAAAAUUUGCUGCUCUUGAAAUAUUUCUUAGCUUAUUUAGGCUCUAGUGUAAAGACUACCAAUGUGAUAAAUAUACAAGUGAUAAGGUGAUUUUCCUAUAAGAAGGCGUGGUCAAGUGUCACGUGAUGGCUGUAUGUUAAUAUAAGCAGCGUAAAAACAAUCAGAAAUUCUUAGAAUAUAAUUUUUAUAACACUAACAACGCUUUAAAAGAAUUUCUGUCUCUUUUAAAUUUGGAAUUGUUAAAGGAAAGAAAACCCCUCAUUUGGACAAUGACGUCAUAGUGAAAAUCCCCCAAACUCCACCUUAGCACAAGAUCUGAGUUUGGCAACAAUGAUUUUCAAAAUCAGCGUACUCAAGCUAGUAAGAAUACCUAUGUUGCCAAAAUCAGACAUAAAUGCCUGUGGGUGUCACAUUUUGGUUUCCUGUGCACCCGACCAGACUAUACCCGCGCAAAAAAGUGAAAACUACCGUAUUAUAAUAACUCACAGCAAUUUUUGCGGUAAAAUCCUUUAUAAUUACCUGACGGGAUACCCGUCGAAUGGAGUAUAUGAGAUACGUCGUCUUUACCCGCGGCGUUCUUCACCAUCAGUAGGCCAUGUCUGAUUACAGGGUUAUUAAUUCUUUCAUUUAAGUCCAAUUCUUAUUUCCUCAGUGGCACUUACCAAGGUAACAUGUAGAUUUAGCGAGGGCCAAAAAGGAAGCUCUCAUUUGAUCUUUUAAGUAAUGCCUUUGAAGAAAGCUGUAAACCUGAGGCUUCGAUACGGACAGUUGUUAGCGGAUACCCUAUUUUGACAAGUGGAUGUCUAAUAUCAAGUUAAUCACAAAUCGAAUAUACCUUAGAUUAACGCUUAUAACAAGUGAGUGUGACAUUUUACAUGCGGUAAUAUGAAAGGGCGGACGUAAGGAGGGAAGAUUGUGUCACAAUUAAAAUUCCUUGAAUGCAUAGAUAACCAAAUUUUAUUAUCCAUAGUCCCCGGCUGCUUGUUUUUCGCGCGCACGAGAGCCCCGCCGUUAUACCUAAUGUUUACCUACAAUCCUUGUCACAUUACGUUGGGACACCCCGUGCUGUACCCAUUUCCUGACAGAAAAAAUGUGCUCCUUCCCUCCCAGUGUUGUUGUUUUUUUUGCUCCUGUCAUUCCAACUCGCAAAAUCCAACAUUAAGGAGGUAGAAAAUACCACUACUGUCCCAGCUAUUGUGACGAGUGUUGUAGGUAUGUCAAUUCUUGUACCUUGGUAAAACGAUCAAGUCAAACAAGUCGACAUCAUGUGUUCUUAUUUACAUUGGAUUAUUACGGGAUGAAAAGAAAUGCUUUAUUAUUUUGUUUUCAUUUCAUUUAUUUAUUUCUGCCGCUAAAAUUCAUAACCUCGAGGAAUCCAUCUCCAUUGGUUAUUGUGUCUAGUUACAUAUUUUGCUUUUGUUGUUUACACUUUUAGUUUUUUCGAUCAAGUUAGUGUGUGUGAAGUUCCAGGCGGGGUACCCCCCUAAAUUUCGGAUAGAUGUUUGUCUCCGAGGGCCUGAAGUACUGACCCUACUUGAGGAUGAGAGAAACGAAAACUGAUACCUUAUUUAAGGGCGUGUCUCCGUAAAACCGACCAGUGAUUUCGGAUCAAAAAAUUAAUUUUCCCUGUAUUCUAGGAUAUUAAAGUCUUUACCUAAUUAGUUACAAAAAUGCAUUUUGUUUGACCGGAAAUGCGAAAUAAUUUUUUACCAAUUUUUGAAUUUUCGGCCGGCUGGCACCGCGCCAUAGCCUUUGAAACUGCAAAACUUGCCUACAUUGCCGGCGCUACAGAAAACAAACAACUCGUUCAAGAAGCCCGAUUUUCUUUUUAAUAUACGGAUACACCACCCGAAUUAUUUAUUCAUUUUAACGGCAAGAAUCUUUUUCCUUGCACGUGUUAUCAGUCUGCCAUCAAAACCAAAAAUAGCGCAACUUUGAGGGCAGUUUAAAAAAGUGUGGCACCUGUCUGAACGUUGCUAUCUGUAUUAAUACAAACUAGAAAUGAUAGUAAAACGUAAAAAGGAAUAAAAUUUUUGUGCUUUUCACGUUUUCGAAUAUGAGCACCGUUUGAAUUUCCAGAAAUUUCGAAGACAAGAUAAUCAACGAACACUUGCCUUGUUAUUCUCCUCUUUUAACUUCGCUGUUUGUAAUGUCCUUCUUGGUUUGUAGAGCCGGGAUACUAUUGUGCAUUAAGCAAUCGCUUUUACUAAAAUAUUGGUUUUCUUAUCAUUUGUCCUCCAAGGGAAUUUUUUGUCCUGUUUGUGAUAAAAGUAAUGGCACUCGUUGCUGGUCGCGAGCGUAACACGGUUGUUUCGUGACAUUCAAAUUUUUUCCGCUAUUUGUUAGAGGUAAUUGCCUUUGAAUCGCCAUACAUCGAUAAAUUUACUUCUUCAUUUUAACGUAGAUGCAUUGAAAAAAUUGGCUCAACACAUUUUAGAGAAGAAAAUUGAGAAUCCACUAAAACGCUACCAAGAGAGAAUGAGGUGACGCUACAACAGUUCGUUCCAGGCCCCACUGUUUUUCGAAAAAUCAUUGGACAAGAUUAAGACGUCGAGGAUUUUUUUAAAAAAGUUUCUACGUGAUUAUGUACAGGUAAUGAAACCCAAUAAAACUAAUAAAAAAGUGUACAGCUCUUUAAAAUGAUUCACAAGGGCAAGGGCAAGGGCUAACGUACCUGGGCCGUGGCCACGAAACGUGAACUCUUACCCGAAGAGCUCAUGUAGCUUUUGUAGCUUUUCCAUCGGGUAGCGGUUAGCAUUAAGAUUAAGAACCUGGGUCUUAAGGUUCCUUGUUAGCGCAUAUUUUUAUGCCUGCAAAAGAACAAGCAAGUCACUGGAAGGAUUUUUGUUGUUUCGAUCUGACCAUGGAGCGCAUGAUCUAAAUCGUUGAUACCCAGCGUUUGGCCCUAUUACUUCAGCAAUGCAUAUUUCUUUUUCCAUGUCUGUUCCCUCAUUCAUUCUUUUCCAUCUCGUUGCUGUUCUAAUUUAAGUAAUGACGACCUACUUUCUUAGAGGCCAGGUCUGAAAACAGGUAUGGAUUUAAGAGGCCAGGUCUGAAAAACAAUGUCAAACUGAAAUGACCUUUUUUGGUCUGAAAAAGGGUCCGGGCGGCACACCCCCAACAAGAAUUCCAGGAGUACCUCCCCGGGAUAACAUGUACUUCCGCGCUAAUGUGGAUCACCACAAAAAGGUUUUACUUCAUUCUAUGCGUAUUUACGACAGACAUGCCAGUGACUGCAGACUGUGGCUCAAUCCAAGUGCGACGGGUAUACCACGGGUAGUUUCUGAGCAAUGAUGUGCAUAAGGCUUCAAAAUUAUUUGUAAUACCAAUUACCGAUUGAAUAGAAAUUUUUGUAAUGCUACAAUACAUUGUCUCUUCAUCUGUUCUUCUGUACAUUCGCUCCCUGAGUAAUUUCCUCUGGCCAAUUGCAAUGCUUAUUUUCCUCAAAUUUUUGUUUUUGCGUCUUGACCGAAGUACUGCAAAUAGCUGUAUCACGACAAUGAUGAGCUUAACUUUCGACUCAUAUCGACUCAUAGCAUAGAAGUACUUCUUCGGACCAACACAAUCGCGACUUGCACUGAUUAUGACGGGAUGAUUGACAGAUGGCAAAAUAAACUCAAAACAGUCUUAUUCCCUAGUAGGAUUCGAGGUGUCAAAAAUACUUUUAGAAUAAAAAUUGAUUUUAUUAAGAAAAAUUGCCAAAUUUCCGCGUUGUUUCCUGGGUCACGUGCAUCUUCUCUACUAAAAGCGAAAUGUCUAUUAAUAUUAAAUUGACUUUCAAGAAUACUAGAAAUCUGGAUGCAGAAAAAAUAAAUAGUUUGUAAAAACCUUCCGUGCACAUUUUACAUAAAGCAAAAAUCCAGAACUACUUUAUAAAAUAUACUAGCCUGCUUAGAAUGGCGGUCUUGUCGUGCGAAGCUCGCGCGAACGAGCAUUGCUCCCGCCCCAAUCUCCUCGCGGUUUCACAGCCCUCGCCCGCCUUAUAAGCUAGUACUGCGCGCCAGACCAAAACUACGCAGGCUAAUAAAUAACCGGAAAAAUCAAACACGUAAUGGAACAAUUCAUUUUAAAGGUUUAAGGAAAACGUUGCAGAGAAAUUCGCUCGACCUUCUCUUUAUGUAAAAUUGGAUGUACAGUUUCUUAGACAACUCAGUCGGCACAGGUUAUGGGCUCCUGAUCAGCAUUAAGAAUACUAUUACAUUUACCAUGACUUGAUGAGUAGUUUUUUUUUUCAACGGAAAGGUAAAAAGCUUAGUCCGUACUAGACUGCAAAACAGUCGGUUUUUUCCUCAAAAUCAGUAAAGAAAUCGGUAAAGCGUGCCGUAAGAGUCUUAUGCGCGCGGACGUGAGCCCACACGCCCUAUGGGCGUGUGAGGCGAGAAAAAAAAACCGUAUUUUUUAGCGUCUCUCCCCAGUCUCGCUCUCUGUUUUCAGCCUCAUUCCAGACCUUUUGUUUGACUGCUCGCGCGUACUUGAAUACGCAAAAAUACGGACUGUUUUGCAGUCUAAGUCCGUACCUCGAAAGAGACAUGACUAUCCUCGUAGCAAACCUGAACCCUACACCCACCCUUCUAAACCCCCAUUAAUGCUCCUUGUUAUGGGUAUUUACAGCUACUUAAAGCUACACGGAAAGGAGAGAAGUCGAAAAAGGGAUUGGAGGUCACAUUUGGGGAUCGGCCUUUAGACUUCUCCCAUAGAAGGCCGCGCAACAACCAACUGUACCAAUCCUUUCUCCUCAAAAGCAAGUGAAAACGCAAAGUAGCGCAGUAGAAAGCCUACCGGACCGAGUGGGACUUGUGUUUUCAAAAAUUGAGUGUUACAUGACCAUUUUUUAGCUUUUCCUUGCUCCCAAAAAAAAAAGAUGUUGACACGUCCUUAAGGGCGACAGUUUCGAGCCAGUUGCAGCCCAAAUAAUGAUCAAUUAUGUCUCACACAUACGAACAGACCCGCCCUGACGAAUAUCAGUUCGUAUUUUAAGUGGUUCGUUAUAUCUUUUCUUUCUUUCUGCAACGUACAUACUGAAUAUGUCUAACGUCGAAAAUCUCUACGAGUAGAUUUUCCCAAGGCCACAGCAGAAAGUCGGUCUGUACACUCCUUCGCUAUGGUUAAAAGAACAACAGCAACAACAGCUCGUUAUUAAGGACAGUUUGCUUUGUCCCUGGGGAAAGAAAACCUUUACAUUUUCUGUAAACUCACCCCGAGAGGGUCCUAAGAUCUCUAUUUUGCUUUAAAGAUACAAAAAUAGAAGUUUAUUAAUAUUUAACUCUUUGAAACAAAAAAGAAAUUAAUUUUUAACGUUUUCGUUAACCGUAACUGAAAAAAUUAACCGAUAGCCGUAAAAGAUUCAAAAUUUUAGCCGAAAGCCGUAAAAGCCACCACCCCAUUGAGACCCUCUUGUCUGCUUCGUGUCCAGUCCACGAGGACUGGGCAUGAAAUACAAAGUCACUCAUACAACUACGCAUACGUAUUUCAAAUAGAUGACUGGGCUAAAUUGCUUUCUUAGCGUCUUAUCGCGUCACAUUUGCAAAGAAAUUAGUUUUAUUUGCCCAAGAAAUUUUACUGCCAUAUCUUGAGGAGUCGAUCCGAAAGAAAUAUUAUUUUUAGCAAAGACCUCGAGGUCGGGUGUCAGAAACCAGUCACGCUCGCAGUUACGACCAUUUUGCAAAACGGUUUACAAACCAGAUAAAAUUGCAACAAACGGAAUCAAUGGCCAAUAUAGUUUCAGACGAUUAAGAAAUAACCUUAAAAUGAAAAAGAACUAAGGUAAGAUCCAUCAAGCCAUCAAGUGAAGUUGACUUUCACGAGCAAAGCACAAGGCAAGUGUUCGUUAAUUAUAAGGUCUUCAAAAUUUCUGGAAAUUCAAACGGCGGUCAUAUUCGAAAACGUAAGAAAAAAAACUAAAAUUUUAUUCCUUUUUACGUUUUACUAUCAUUUCUAGUUUGUAUUAAUACAGAUAGCAACGUUCAGACGGGUGCCACACUUUUUUAAACUCCCCUCAAAGUUGAGCUAUUUUCUUGUUUUGAUGGAAGGCUGAUGACACGUGCCAGGAAAAAGAUUCAUACAGUUAAAAUGAAUAAAUAAUUCGGAACUGUGAUAUGGCUAGGACAUCUGGAGUGGUGUAUCCGUAUACAUGUUUUAAAAAGAAAUUCGGAUUCUUCAACGAGUUGUUUGUUUUCUGUAGCGCCGGCAAUGUAGGCGAUUUUUGUAGUUUCAAAGGCUCUAUUGCGUCGGUGCUAACCGGCCGAAAAUUCAACAAUUCGUAAAAAAUUAUAUUUCGCAUUUUCGGUCAAACAAAAUGCAUUUUUGUAGCUAAUUAUGUAAAGAAUUUAAUAUCCCAGAAUAUAAAGAAAACUGAUUUUUUGAUCCGAAAUCACUGGUCGGUUCUUACGGGGACGCGCUCUUCAGAGGCGCACCCCUACAAAAUGAGACCCAAUUCAAGGAAAAAACACACAAACUAAGAAUUUAAAGGCAACACAUACCCUGCGUGAUCAGAAGGCCUUUUCGUAAAUUAAUUGUCAGUCAUGCACGCCAAGAAAAGACCGUGAGUAAAGAAACGCCGAAAAAGUCUUCAUUAAGUCGCUUUCAUGAUACUCUAAGGUAAAAAGUUCAGCUAACAGACCAUUUUUUUUUUUCUCGUGUAGCUGGGCAUUUAUACCUGUAGACUCUUGAAUGUUAACCAAUUGAUAACGGCGGGAACACAACACUAACAAGGGAAAAAUUGAUUCAGUAUGGAAGAAUAAGACCCUCAAAUACCAUACUUUUUCGUGCGUCACAUACCUAUCUAGCCAAAAUAUGGGAGUACCCCUCCUCCCCCUCACAGCCCUCCAAGCAAUCAAGUUGAAGUUUAGUAAAUUGAAUCUAGUUUAAUAGGCCUACUACAGCUAUAAUCAUUUCUGCACAAAACAGGUAUCAAACUUGUUAUGAUCCCGGAAUCGGUUCAAUGAGGCCCUGUUGGGGAGGGGGGGGGGGGGGGGGGUUCUUAUCCCUUAUCCUUGUAAAUCUAAGAGGACAUAUCCCUUAUCCCUAAACGUUGUAAGAACGUUACUACUAAAAGUCAGGAAACACGCAGGGGGAGGUGCUGGGGAAAAACUUGCCCCUUUCCGCGCACUUUUUGUGGGAAAAAAAAAAAAAUGUUUGCCACAAAUUUUUGUAGUUACAUUCAUGUUAGAAUUAAAGAAGGUAUAACUGUAGCUGAAAAGAUGCAAUAGUCAUUGUGAUUGUUAUGGCAUUGCAAAGGCUCGAUUAAUCCGUUUCCAGAGGCGACUUUUUACGCGUGUAAACAAGCGGCGAUUUCACAAAGACUCUUCUCAAGUGCUAACAAAAACACAAUAACCAUGCAGCCGUUGUCUCGUGGGUUUUGCGAAUACAGUAAAAUGGGUUUUCUUGGCGGCAAAGAUAUUCCCACCUUAUUAUCCAGCUUGCGAUCCUAUAACCAAUAAAAGUAAAGGGGAGAAAAAUAAGUGUAGAUCAUAAUUAAUGUAGAACCAUGAUGAACUUUCAUUACUCCCUAAAACAAUUCAAUUAUCCCCAAAAUUAUUUUCUCAAUUAUCCCUUACUGGUUCCCUUAUCCCUAAGGAAAAGGUCUGAAAGGUUAGUCAUCACAUGUCAAUGCAAAUAAGAAAUGCAUUAUCAUUGGCGUAUAUCAUACAUCAUCUCUGUAUAUCUGUCUUUAAAGACUAUGUCCAUUUUCAUAACUAACUGUAAGGAAUAGCAAUACAAUAAACAAAGGGAGGAAAAUAAGAAAAAAAAGGAAAGUUGAAAAAAAUGUGUGAUUCCAUUUCACUCAUGGUUCUUAUUAAAUUUGUUUUGUUUUAGUUUAUGAUAAUUCUUUCAAAGUCAAGAAUAAAAAUAAAUAAAUAAAUAAAAUUCAAACUAAGGAAAAUACACUACAGAGUAACUACACCUCAGUGUUUACUCAAAAGUUAAUACUUACGUUUUGUUGGUUUGUUAGAUCCGUCCAGUGGUUGGAAUGGCUUCACUCGCAAGGCGUUUAUUUUUUCAAUCAGCAAUAAAGAAGAACUGGAUCCCUUUGUAAGUGAGGUGGGGUGGACAUACGAGGCAAUUCACAGGGCGUCAUGGUAUGGUCCACGGUUUGGUUUGGACAUCUACAUUGCUAAUAAUGCCAACCGUAACAGCCGCUCAUACGCAGGCCUUGGCAUGUACUACCGUGCUCCUGCUGCAGUGCAGGACCCGGACACAAUCCUGGCCGGGACUGAGUACUUCUCACCUGAUGAGGUGGAGGUAUUUUAUCUUGACCCUACUCAAUAA